GGACGGCAGCCCGGCUACAGUGAGCCCUCAGGCGGAGGACAGGCAGCCCGGCCACAGUGAGCCCUCAGGCGGAGGACAGGCAGCCCGGCCACAGUGAGCCCUCAGGCGGAGGACAGGCAGCCCGGCCACAGUGAGCCCUCAGGCGGAGGACAGGCAGCCCGGCCACAGUGAGCCCUCAGACGGAGGAGAGGCUGAUCUCCCGGCCACAGUGAGCCCUCAGACGGAGGACAGGCAGCUCGGACACAGUGAGCCCUCAGGCGGAGGAGAGGCAGCCCGGCCACAGUGAGCCCUCAGACGGAGGAGAGGCUGAUCUCCCGGCCACAGUGAGCCCUCAGGCGGAGGAGAGGCUGAUCUCCCGGAGAGAAACCGCGCGGCUCCGGGGACAGAGCCUCUGCUUGGCGCGCUGUCCGCACACUUCAAACAGACACCCGGCCUCUUCAUCCUCCUCCUCCUCCUCCUCCUCCUCCUCCCUGUUGGUCGCCAUGAGCCUCCCCUCCAGCUCGGCGGCGGCGGCCGAGCUGUACAGCGACGGCGCCUCCCUGCUGUCCCUGGACUCCAGCGUCUUCUACAGCGAGACGCCGGCGUCCUGCGGCAGAGACCCGCUGGACUUCUUCAUCAUCAACGUGGGAGGGAGUCGCUACGUCCUGUCCCAGGAGCUGCUGGCCUCCUACCCCGAGACCCGGCUGGGCAAGCUGGCCUGCUGCAGCCGCGACUCGGCGCUGGAGCUCUGCGACGACGCCGACUUCCUGGAGAACGAGUUCUUCUUCGACCGGAGCUCGCAGACCUUCCAGUACGUGAUGAACUUCUACCGCACAGGUCACCUGCACGUGAGGGAGGAGCUGUGCGCGAUCUCCUUCCUGCAGGAGAUCGAGUACUGGGGCAUCGACGAGCUUCUCAUCAAAGCUUGUUGCCGCGAGCGCUACUACCGCCGCAAGGAGCUGAAGGAGAGCCUGGACGUGGGCCACGAGUUCGAGGCCAGCGACAGCGGCGACGAGGACUUCACGGGCGCCGCGUGCCCGGGCCUCCGCCGGCGCCUGUGGGACCUCCUGGAGAAACCCGAGUCCUCGCGCGCCGCUCGCACCUUCGGCUCGCUGUCGGUCUUCUUCGUGGUGGUGUCGGUCAUCAACAUGGCGCUCAUCUCGCUGGACUUGGGGGAGGAGUCGGACUGGAGCUGGAGCGUGGGCGCGCCGCUCCUGUUCGACGCGCUGGAGUACGUGUGCGUGGUGUGGUUCACCGGCGAGCUGGCGCUGCGCUUCCUGUGCGUGAGGGAUAAGUGUCGCUUCAGCCGCAGCGUGCCCAACGUGAUCGACCUGCUGGCCAUCCUGCCCUUCUACGUGACGCUGGUGGUGGAGAACCUCCACGGGGAGACCACGGAGCUGGAGAACAUGGGCCGCGUGGUGCAGGUGCUGCGGCUCAUGAGGUCGCUGCGCAUGCUGAAGCUGGGACGCCACUCCACAGGCCUCAAGUCCCUCGGCAUGACCAUCGCCCAGUGUUACGAGGAGGUCGGCCUGCUCCUCCUCUUCCUCGGUGUCGGCAUCUCCAUCUUCGCCACCAUGGUCUUCGCCUUGGAGCACGACUUGCCCGGCACCACCUUCUCCAGCGUGCCGGUGGCCUGGUGGUGGGCCACCACCUCCAUGACCACGGUGGGCUACGGCGACAUCCGGCCCGACACGGCGCCGGGCAAGGUGCUGGCCUUCCUCUGCAUCCUGUCCGGCAUCCUCAUCCUGGCGCUGCCCAUCGCCAUCAUCAACGACCGCUUCUCCGCCUGCUACUUCACCCUGAAGAUGAAGGAGGCGGCGCUGCGGCACGGCGAGGCGCUGAAGCGGCUGACCCGCGGCUCGCUGGGCGAGGCGGGCGAGGGCGGCGGAGGAGGGGGCGUGAACCUGCGGGACGCCUACGCCCGCAGCGUGCUGGAGCUGCUGAAGCUGCAGGGCAGGGAGCGGGCGAGCACCAGGAGCAGCGGGGGGGACGAGCUCUGGUGGUGA
Messenger RNA from Myripristis murdjan (pinecone soldierfish), 1985 nucleotides. RefSeq names its product potassium voltage-gated channel modifier subfamily V member 1 (gene kcnv1). Gene Ontology annotation, biological process: action potential; potassium ion transmembrane transport; protein homooligomerization. Bases 483 to 1985 code for a protein of 500 amino acids. NCBI's taxonomy places the organism in Eukaryota, Metazoa, Chordata, Actinopteri, Holocentriformes, Holocentridae. Gene Ontology annotation, molecular function: voltage-gated potassium channel activity; protein binding. The record is from RefSeq and is a predicted model, not a curated record. The transcript has 4 exons. Gene Ontology annotation, cellular component: voltage-gated potassium channel complex; membrane.